Talaromyces stipitatus ATCC 10500 is the source of this 234-nucleotide messenger RNA. RefSeq lists its product as uncharacterized. Lineage: Eukaryota; Fungi; Ascomycota; Eurotiomycetes; Eurotiales; Trichocomaceae. The transcript is spliced from 2 exons. The record is from RefSeq and is a predicted model, not a curated record. Bases 1 to 234 code for a protein of 77 amino acids.
AUGGCGGCACGCCACCAUUUGGAGCAGGCCGAACUGGAAGUUCAAGGCUCAACCUUUUGGUCUCUAGAAGCAGCGCAGGCCAUGUUGCGUUUCCAUCAUUGGGCACCCUUCUUGCUGAGUCCAGUGCUAUCUAAGGCGGCAAUGAAAAGCGGUGUCGAACUGACCGAAACUAUCCGUAAUGCUUUGAGAAAUGGGGGCCAAGGCGGAAAGAACUUCGCCGACUUGCCGCAGUAA